Penicillium brasilianum is the source of this 2694-nucleotide messenger RNA. The record is from the annotation of a GenBank genome assembly. Lineage: Eukaryota; Fungi; Ascomycota; Eurotiomycetes; Eurotiales; Aspergillaceae.
CCACAACUCAUUCGUGCCCGCAUCCUGUAUCAAGCUCCACCUGGAUGUUGUGGACCAGCGUGCUAGUAUCUCCAGCGAGUCGGAGGCCCUUGAUUUGAUGUAAGAGAAUGGCAGCGUCUCUCUAGCGCACCCCAGGGUCUAUAAAACCAGCCCGCAUUACACAAACUGGUUGCGUUACACCACGCCUGACAUCACACUGAGUUCCCUCAGUUGGCUGCUUUCUUUCACUUAUCACUCCACGGGGCACGAAUAAAUCUCCAAUAGAAAUGACGGCCAAGAUCGAUAAGAUGGGCGGGUCUCAUCCCGAAGAUGAGGGCCAGGACCCCACAGUGGUUGCCUCAAGCUCUGCCGUUGAUGGCCACGACGACAUGUUGUCUCUUGGUGGGGUUGACCAAGCUCUGGCUACCAAGAUGCACCUCGUGAAUGAUGCGAUCGAUGAAAUCGGGUUCACCCCUUACCAUACGAAGUUAUUUUUCCUUAACGGAUUCGGCUACGGAGUUGAUUCACUAUUGCUUUUCCUGAUGAGUAUAUCAGCCGAUCAGGUGGUGGCUCAGUACCCUCCGAAAUUUACAAGGGGUGCCCAACUGGGUUUCUAUCUUGCAUUGUUGGUGGGUGCUUUGUUCUGGGGUAGCACAGCUGACAUUAUAGGCCGGAAAUGGGCCUUCAACUUUUCUCUGUUCACCAGUGCCAUAUUUGCCAUUACGGCCGGGGCCGCGCCAAAUUACCCGGCUUGGGCUACAUUAGUCGCACUUUCAGCUUUCGGCUCGGGAGGAAACUUGGUGCUUGACACCACCGUUUUCUUGGAAUAUCUUCCCUCAAACAAGCAAUGGCUUUUGACACUUCUAGCCGGUUGGUGGGGAGUUGGGCAGACUGUAGCCGGUCUUGUCGCCUGGCCAUUUAUGUCAAACUAUAGCUGCCCCACAGAUGGUUCUGUUCCGUGCACCAAUGCCAAUAAUAUGGGCUGGAGAUACCUAUUCUACACCUGCGGAGCUCUAGUAUUCGUCCUGAGUGUUGCUCGAGUACUCGUCAUUCGCUUCCACGAGACACCUAAGUUCCUUCUCUGUCAAGGCAUGGAUGAAGAGGUCAUUCAAACGCUCCAGAAUCUAGCUCGGAAGCAUAAUCGGCUUUGCCAUCUCACCUUGGAGCAACUGCAAGCCUGCGGCCAGAUCCAUAGUGCUCAUGCCGAAAAUAAAGCCUCGCUGUCUGAGUUGGUCGUUCACGUACGGGGACUGUUCUCGACCCGAAUUAUGACCCUUUCGACGUCACUUGUCUGGUUUUCAUGGGCGUUGAUUGGGCUAGGAUAUGCUUUGUAUUACGUUUAUCUUCCUGAGUACUUGGCCUCUCGAAACGCCUCAGCAGGCGAGACCUCUCCAUAUCUCACCUGGCGGAACUAUGCAAUUACCAAUCUCUGCGCCAUUCCAGGUCCUAUUAUCGCAGGAUUCAUGUCCGAGCUUCCCAUUCUGGGAAGAAGAGGAACAAUGGCCAUCGGCGCAUUCAUCACAAUGGCCUUCUUCUUCGGCUAUACUGCCGUCCGCACCAGUGCACAAAACCUGGGAUUUGCUUGUGCGAUCUCGAUUACAAUCAACAUGUACUAUGCUACGCUUUAUGCUUACACUGUCGAGAUCCUCCCAUCCGCGCAUCGAGGCACUGGCAAUGGCAUCGCGGUCGCACUUAAUCGACUGAUGGGUAUGGUGUCGGCAUUGAUAGGUGCCUUUACCUCUACAGCUAGCUCUAUUCCAAUCUAUGUUUGUGCUGCUCUUCUGGGAAUGGCUGGCGUUCUUGCUGUGUUGUUCCCACUCGAGUCUCGCGGGAGGCACAGCAUUUGAGGACAUUGGAAGUCGCAGCAUGAAGCUUGUCACCGGAUGAUCAAGCAUACUUUGUCCAAUAGGAGAACAAGCGACAAGGAUUGUACCAGCCAAAGUUUACUCGACAACUGGGUCAAAUUCCCUCGCAUCAAGAUGAGCAUCCUUUCCUGGCUCUCUAUUACACUGGCUAGAUUAUAGACCCAGCCUUUAUCUCAAUAUAACAAUAAACGAUACUUCUCGCUGGGUCCUCAAAACCGGUCAACAUCGUUACAAGUUUCCAAUCUCCCAAACCCCCAAAUAAGGAUGAUCUUGGUCUUGAAACUGAUAGAACGGAUCACGGGUGAUGUCCAUGAAGGAACCGUCAUUCUGGAGCCCCGGUACCGACCACCCCGUAGGAUCCCGAGGCAACGGACCGUGGACUGUGCCAUUGCUCAUUGGAAGUGAGCUACCUUCACUCCACAGUUCUGAGCCGUCAGAAGGCCGCCGAUCUUGUACGGUACUCGAAUAUGGUGGCAAGGCUUGGCCACCAUCAGAGGUAUCCACUGUUCUUGUAGAGUGAUGGAAAAUCUCCGUUUCAACCGUUACGUUCUCGACAUUUUUCUCUCCCUGUGUUUCAAAAAAUGAGGGUUCAAAGAGACCUCGUCCAGUGGCAUUAUAUGGAGCCUGUGGAGAGCUUUGAAGGAGAAUGUCCCACAUCAAUGCUGUGUCGAUUGAUAUUGUUCUGCGUGGCGUCCGGCUGUUACUAGAGCUUGGACUCACAGCAAAUGCUGAUUGAAUGAGAGCCUGGACUUUCUGGUACUGUUGUAUCGUUAGCCAGGUAUCGCAUAGCAUAAUUCGGACUGUACUGACAAUAACCUCGCAUGUGGGCCAUUUUGCAGCCAAAUCGCUG